GGGGCCGCCCCGCCGCAGUCGGCCGGCAGCCGGGAGGAGGAGACGGCGGGGCCCGCAGGAAGCAGCGGGGCAGCCCCGCCGAGACGGACGCAGCUCCGCGCCCCGCCGCUCCCGCCGCCGCGGCCCCAUGGCGGCGCCCGCCGCCCCCCGCGCCCCGCCGCGGCCCCGCGCCGCGCUGCUGCGGCUGCGGCUGCUGCUGCUGCUGCUGCUGCUGGCGGCCGCGCUGCUGCCCGCCGCCGCCGCCCCAGAGAAGGACAUGCCAAACAGACCUCUGAGAGUGCGUGCCCAGUCCCCAGAUGGCAGGUUAUCAUUUCGGUGGAAGCCAGCUUAUGGAGCAGGCUUCAGGGGUCCACGCAGCAGAUCCCAAGGUUACCUCCGUGGGUAUGGAGAAAGCGGCCGAAGGAUGAGCUACGCUCCACUGCUGCAAGAGCGACAAAACCAGGAAGCGAAAAAGCUAGCCUCUGAAUCAGUUCAUGUCGUUUCACUGCCAUCAAGGAACUUCCAAGGACGGAGUCAACCUGUAUAUAGGUCAUCUUUAACUAAAAGGAAGGUCACAGAGGAGGAAGAGGUGGAGGUGGCACAAGACAUAAGUGUUCGAGUUAUGUCCUCUCAGUCUGUGCUUGUUGCUUGGACAGACCCACUGUAUGAAAAUCAGAAGAGGGUUGCAGCAAACAGGCAAUAUAAUGUUCGUUAUCGGGAAAAGGGGGAAUCAGCAAGGUGGGAUUACAAGCAGGUGCCUCACCGGCGGGCGCUGGUGGAGAAUCUGAUGCCAGAUACCAUGUAUGAAUUUGCUGUCCAAAUCUUGGAGGGAGAAAAGGAAGGCAAAUGGAGCGUGUCUGUUUACCAGCGGACCCCAGAAGCGGCUCCUGCCAGUGCACCUGAAAAUUUGGAUGUUUGGCCGUUAAAAGGCAAACCGACCUCUGUCGCGGCAUCCUGGGAUGCUCUUCCAGAGAGUGAAGGAAAAGUCAAAGAAUACAUUCUUUCAUACGCCCCGGCUCUCAAGCCAUUUGGAGCAAAGUCCAUCACCUACUCUGGAGCUACAACAUCAGCCAUAAUUGAUGGUCUGCAGUCCGGGGAGCGCUAUAUUUUCAAAAUUCGUGCAGCAAACAGGAGGGGACAAGGUCCUCAGUCUAAAGCCUUCAGUGUUGCCAUCCCAGCAGAUGUUCAUGAGGAUUCAAUUGCUCAGCAACAAGCAAAUAUUCAAGAUAAUUCAAAGGCUAAAAAAACUGGAAACUCUGGUUCAUCUUCUUCUCAAUCUUCAUCUGUUUCUUCGAAAAUCCAGCCAUCACUUUCCUCUAAGCAUUCCUCUGUUCAUUCACCUAGUGUUAGUAAUAAGAAGAGUCUUCUUUCUGAAUAUAAGAAUAAACUGUUGGCUGGAGGAGGAGUCCUGAGUAAAUCUGAGUUACCUUCCAGAGAGUCAGAUGAGCUGGAACCUGAUCUCCAAUCCACCGAAGUGACAGAUGAUCACGAUUCCUCCCAUGAAGCUCCAGCACCACCAAAAGCCCAGGAUCAGAGAAGUGUUGUUAGACCUUUGCCCCCCAGUCGGCCGGUCCACCCUGUCCUUGCUUCAGGGAGGACCCCUGUUCGAACCCAUGCAUCAGAGGGGUCACGACAGACAAGCACAGGUAAACGUGAGCCACUAGCACUGUUACCAUCCUCAACACAACGCUCUUCUGCCUCUUCUGUUCCUAAGUACACAGAUAAUGAAACAAAGCAACUGAGGCAAAGCAACGCUAAUAUUCCUUCUCCUAAAACCUCUUCCCAUGCUCUACCUGCCAAAAAUAAUGAUCUUGCUCGUGGUAGUUCUGUCGAGUAUGACAGUGAAGAAGCAGAGGGCAGAGCAGAACAGUCCAGUUCUAGACUGCAGCAAACGAGGCUUCCCUCAGCCUCCAGUUCUCACAUGUGGGAAGAUUCGAAAUUAGCUGCUGUGGCAGUCUCAUCGAGGUCUGCUGUUUCUGGUCACACUUCACCUCACUCUCGCUCCUUCACUAGUGCCAGAUCUGAUGGAAAGGAUGGUGAUAAGAAUUAUAGUGAGGACUCACAAGAUGAAAAAUCUUUGUCUCCAGCCAUUGCACACAAUCCCACUCUAUCUGCUUCCAGGCAGUCUUCUUCAGCAAUCUAUUCUAAGAAAAGAAAUACUCACACAGAUUCCAAUUCUCACCUCAGAGACCCACACGGUGAAAAGUCACCCCACUCUGACUCAGAAAAGCAUCAAAGUAGAGCAGCUGCUCCAGAAAAGCGUUCUGCUUUUCAAUCUCCUCUUUCCAAACAUAAGCCUGAGGAGCAGGACAGUCGAGAGGUGAAAGAAACUCUUGCUCAGUCAAAGUCAAGUUUGUCUUUGCCUAAAAAGACAUUCCCCUCUCAUCUUCCAUCGCAGAAGAGCUCCCACUCAGAGGCUCCUCAGAGGGCACAAACCAGCCCAUCCUUACUUCAUUCUAGGGGCCGGCGUCUCCCGUCUCCCGUCUCAUCCCAGAAUAAUGAAGAAUUGCAGGAAAAUGAGGAUGAGGAUGGAGCAGAAGAUAGUGACAGAGCAAGCAGCCACUCUGUAUCUCCUAAAGAGGUCUCCACUUCUAGGGGAUUACCUGCCUCUUUCUUUCAGAGAAGCUCAAGUUUGUCCCUAUCAAAGCAACAGCAGCCAGGUUCUCAGGCACCUUCCUACAAAUCAAAACUUACUCAGCCAGACUCCAGUUCUGCCAGCAAUACAGUAAAGGACAACCAGUAUAAUCCAAGGUUGUCAUCCCCUUCUUUGAGACAAACUCGUCCUUCAUUACCUACUCGUUCAAGGGUUGCUACAAGAACAGUGCCCCAAACGGAGAAAAAAUACGGCCUGUUGCCAUCAAAAAUAUCCAAACUUGAACUUCCUCAGAAAGUUCCUUCCUUCUCUUCAUCUAAAUCUCGUCAGUCAGAUUCUAAUGAAGAGGAUGAUUAUUAUAGUGAAUAUGAUCAGAAAGAAUUAGAGGAGAAAUCCACAUCACCUUUGGCAGAAAAAUGGUCACCUUCUGUUUCUAGAGGUGACAAAAACACAUAUGAUGACACUACUAGCAAUAGAAGGAAAUCUAUGGACACUAUUCUACCUCACAAAGUAAGAUCUGAAGAGGAAGAGAAGGAAAAAACUCCAACAUUACAAAUAUCUUCUCCUGAAUCACCAGGCAACUCUGCUAUAGCAUCACGGAUUCCUCACCCCCCUAACAAACAUAGCCCAUCUAAACCAAGCUUUGUUUGGCCACAUUCUUCUGCAUCUACAACCACGCACACUGUUUCUCCAACAGUUUCUUCUUCCACUUUGUCCCCUCGCCAGCGACUACUGAACUCCAGAUUACGGAGCCCUUCCCAACGGCAAUUUGUUAGACCUUCUUAUAGGCAAGGUUAUAAUGGCCGGCCAAAUCUUACAACAAAAAACGGAAAUGGAAAAAUAGUACCUGGUAAUAAUGGAAAACCAAGUGGACAGAGAAUAAUCAAUGGCCCUCAAGGAACAAAGUGGAUUGUAGAUCUUGAUCGAGGGUUAGUGUUAAAUGUUGAAGGAAAAUACCUCCAAGAUUCCCAAGGCAACCCUCUACGAGUGAAAUUAGGAGGAGAUGGACGUACAAUUGUUGAUGAAAAGGGUGCCCCAGUGGUGAGUCCCGAUGGACUGCCUUUGUUUGGUCAUGGCAGAUUUAGUAAACCUGUAGCAAGUGCACAAGAUAAACCAAUAAUAAGCCUUGGAGGGAAACCUCUGAUUGGUCUUGAAAUGAUUAAGAAAACAACCACUCCCUCAACUACUACUACAACAAUGCCCCCAACAACUACUACAACUACCACAACAACUACUACUACAACUACUACAACUACCACCACCACUCCUGAACCAACCACAACUGAACCGCCCACUGAGAAACCACCCCCAACCUGUCCUCCAGGCACCUACGCACAGUAUGAUGAUGAGGGCAGCUUGAUGUUAGGGUUCGAUGGCCUGCCAGAGUGCAAUGCAGAAGUAGAUACAUUCUCAGGACUGGAUUCAGAUGUGACAGCAACUCCGGAGGCAUAUGUAAUAUAUGAUGAUGAUUAUGAGUUGUUUGAGAGCACUUUGCCACCAACCACCACCACCGUCACUACCACCACUACUUCUACAACAACAGAAAUGGAAAUUGUCUAUCCAGAGACCAGUGUUGUUGGUACCAGCCCUGUGUCAGAAUAUGAUAUUGCUGGGAAGAAACGGUUCACUGCUCCUUAUGUGACCUAUCUAAAUAAAGACCCAGCAGCUCCCUGCUCCUUGACAGAGGCUCUAGAGCACUUCCAAGUGGAAAGCCUCGAUGAAAUCAUUCCUAAUGACCUUAAAGAGAAAGAGCUGCGUCCCCUGAAGGCCCCUCACAACAUCACCGUUGUGGCAGUAGAAGGCUGCCAUUCCUUUGUCAUUGUGGACUGGGCCAAACCUGCUCAAGGAGACAUGGUAACAGGCUAUCUGGUUUACAGUGCAUCUUAUGAUGACUUUUUGAAGAAUAAAUGGUCAACCAAGACUGCAGGGACUACUCAUUUGCCAAUUGAGAACCUGAAGCCAAAUACACGUUAUUAUUUUAAAGUCCAAGCAAAGAAUCCCUUUGGUUAUGGACCUGUUAGCUCUUCGGUCUCAUUUAUCACUGAAUCUGACAAUCCCCUCCUCAUUGUCAGACCACCUGGUGGUGAACCUAUCUGGAUCCCAUUCACUUUUAAAUAUGACCCCACUUACUCAGACUGCAGUGGCAAGCAGUAUGUGAAACGAACUUGGUACCGAAAAUUUGUAGGAGUGGUUCUUUGCAACUCUCUAAGGUACAAGAUUUACCUCAGUGAUGACCUGAAAGACACCUUCUAUAGCAUUGGGGACAGCUGGGGAAGGGGCGAGGACCACUGCCAGUUUGUGGAUUCACACAUGGAUGGGAGAACGGGACCUCAGUCAUACAUUGAAGCCCUGCCCACCAUCCGAGGGUAUUACCGGCAGUACCGUCAGGAGCCUGUAUCGUUUGGACGCAUUGGACACACAACACCCUAUUACUAUGUGGGCUGGUAUGAGUGUGGCGUGCCUAUCCCAGGGAAAUGGUAGUGGUCUGCUUUCCCAUCUCAGGCAGGACACACUGACCAUGCUUUUCAGGUGAUUUCUACUAGAGGACUAUGAGAAGCUGAUUCAGAAAAGAGAAAAAAAAAGAGAAAUGAGGCAAACCAGUGAAGACCAGCUGCUCAAGAAACCCCUGUCAAGCCAAACGUGGCCCCACUUUAUCAGCCAAAAUCUGUGGUGCUGCUUGAUUUCUCUACUUGGGAGCAUGGACAGGAUUUAAGUUUGGUGUCCUACCUUCCUUCUCUGGGUCUUUAAGGCACCGAGAGGUGGUUGCGACAUGCGCAACCUGUGAAAACUAAAACUGUAUUAGUCAUGAAAAUUUGGAAAUCUCUUAUAUCUUGCGGGAAUGACCUAAGCAUGCUGUGCUUGCUUAAAGGAAUGCUCAACCCUGCCCCUGACCACCAGCGGCGGGCUCGACUGCUGCCCCAGCUGAGCGCAGUGCUGCAGGGCUCCACUAUGCAGUCAUGCCACCCACCAAAGGCAAUAUAUUCUCCUGAAGACUUACUCUGUGGGUUCACCCAUUGCUGGACUAAACACCAGGUCACAAUGUAAAUUCAGUUUUAUAUAUAUAUAUAUAUCUCUAUAUAAAUACAGUACUGUACAUCUGCAGAAGUACUGCUUAGAGAUGCUGAGAUUUUCAUGUUCACUAGAUAAAUAUGUUCGGAAUUUUUAUGUAAAAGGUGCUGUUAAUUCUUUGAGAUAUUACUAUGCACAAUAUAUUAACCAUGGAAAGAGCUGUAUUCUUCUUGUGAGUACUGUUGAACUAACAUUUGAUUUAUUGAUCAAAGAUCUGUUUCAACUUCCUUGGCAGCCUUUGGACUGGAUGUUCAAUGGGAGUCCAUGCCUCUAGCCUUGUUAGUGUGGCACUGUAUAGUCCAGCAAAAUACUUAUCCAGCAGUUUAUCAGCAUCAGUUAAACUUUCUAUCCUUUACAGUUUAAAAGGUUUAUUGCAACUUUUCUUUGAUCCGUUCUCAUCUUACUGGUAUGUUAUUUAUUCCUUGUCAGUAUCUUUCACUUCACUCUGCAAAGGCAUGGGACAAACAACUUGCAAAUUGGAAACUGGUUUUAACUUAUUUUCCCCCCAGAAAGAAGUCCCAGCCACCAAUUCAACUAGCAGGAAACUCCUUUGACUUUGAUCCACCCUGGGGAUGAACUGGGGUACACUUCCUCCAAGAUACUACAGAAAUCUCUUUCAUCCAAAUCAGAAAGCAAAAGCUGUCUUGGCUGAAGGGCAUAAUGUUGAUCUUAAUCAGGCAUUUGGAUGCUUGCAGUAAUACAACAUUUUAGUAUUCCUUCUGGGCAAUUUAGCAUUUACAGGUUACUCUGUAACUACCAUGGUCUUACCAUGUCCUUGUAACACCUUAGCAAGCUUUGCUCAAGUCAGUGAGAUUCCAGCAUUCUGAUGGUCUGGGAGAAUAGCAGCACACCUGGGGGACAGGUCCAGGCCCUGGUCCACUGACCACUCUCAUUCUAGUGUACGUGCAGUUUAGGACUAAUGUCUUUUGAGUUGCUUCCUGUAGUUAUUGUAAAUUGUAUAGGGAGAAAAGGAAACAAAAUGAUUAAAAGAGCUUUUUAUUUUUCACAGUGAUCUGGGUUUGAACAUUUUAAUUGUUCUCAAAUACUUUUGCUUCAGUACAGUGCCAAAUACAUGGUCUUGAAAUACAACUUUUUUCCCUAAUAAACCUAUGAUACAUGG
Molecule: messenger RNA, 6761 nt
Organism: Dromaius novaehollandiae (emu)
Lineage: Eukaryota; Metazoa; Chordata; Aves; Casuariiformes; Dromaiidae
Gene: FNDC1
Product: fibronectin type III domain containing 1
Exons: 20
Coding region: 128-5053 (1641 amino acids)
Molecular function (GO): protein binding
Source: RefSeq, a predicted model, not a curated record